GCAUCGCGUCGCUCGGCCCGGAGCCACUUUUUCCACCUGAGAAACGCAUCGCAUGGAAGGUUCAAAACCCCUGCGCGUGCGGCCCCGACUCCGCCCGUCGGCCCCGCGCCCACCCCCUCCCCUACUACAUCAACCCCGGUCGCGCCGCGAGACGUAGGUAGCGCCCGCCCAUCUUUUGACGCCGCCCGUGCCUUUUUCCGGCGGAAGGCAGGCAGGCAGGCAGAAGAACCCCGGGACGCGGCCCGCAUGGACAUCAAGGAGCGGAUCCGCCGCACGCCGCGGGAGGAGGAGGCGCCCGCGGCGGCGUCCCCGCGCGGGAGGAAGGGCGGGGCGGCGAUGCUGCUGCUGCGGUGGUCCCUGCCGGCCGCGGCGCUCGUGGUCUGCGCGGUCCUCCUCCUCCUGCUCGCCGGGGGCUCCGCCGCGCGGAGGGGCCAUCUCCUCGACGCUGAUCCCUCCGGGCGCGAUGACCCGCGCCUCGUCCGUCCGCGAGAUGAAGAUGGCACCUCGGGAUCUCCGGUAGUUGUCAAGGACAAAUUACUUGGAGGCUUGCUAGUUCCCGGUUUUGAUGAACAAUCAUGCCUAAGUAGGUACCAAUCAGUACUGUAUCGUCGAAUGUCGCCCCACUUUCCAUCUACCUACCUCUUGGAAAGAUUAAGGAAACAAGAGGCCCUCCAGAAAAAGUGUGGCCCACGAACUGAAUUUUACAGGAAAGCUGUUGAGCAGCUUAAGUCUGGUCAGGAUAUUAAGGUCAUGGACUGCAACUAUCUGGUCUGGACAGCUUACAGUGGUCUAGGGAACAGGAUCUUGACAAUCGCCUCGGCAUUUCUGUAUGCAAUCCUUACAAACAGAGUCCUACUUGUCGACGGAGACAAAGGCACCGCAGAUCUCUUCUGCGAACCAUUUCCUGAAACUUCAUGGUUGCUGCCGUCAGAUUUCCCCAUUAAGCAGUUCAAGAACUUCAGCAUUGGCUCUCCUGAGAGUUAUGGAAACAUGCUGAAGAGUAAAGUUGUUCAUUCUAGCCCUGCUUUUCUCUAUCUUCAUUUGGCUCAUGACUAUAGUGAGUAUGAUAAGCUUUUCUUUUGUGAAGAUAAUCAGCAGUAUCUCCAGACAAUCCCAUGGCUGAUCCUGAAAUCAGAUAAUUACUUUGUACCUUCACUUUUCCUGAUCCCGGCAUACCAAGAGGAACUCAUGAGGCUUUUCCCCCAGAGAGAUGCUGUUUUCCACCACUUGGGACGUUACUUGUUUCACCCCAGCAAUGCCGUCUGGGGCAUGAUUACAAGAUACUAUGAUUCUUAUCUUGCCAGAGCUGAUGAAAAGUUGGGUAUCCAGAUCAGAGUCUUCGACACCGAAACUGGUCCGUUUCAGCAUGUCCUGGAUCAGGUCCUUGCAUGUACAUUCAAGGAACACUUGUUGCCAGAGGUUAAUACUCAAGAGCCAAUUGUCUCACCAAGGAAGGCCAAGUCGAAAGCUGCUCUAGUUACUUCAUUAAACUCGGGAUACUGUGAUAAAUUCAGAAACAUGUACUGGGAACAUCCUACGGCAAAUGGCGAGACAAUUAGCUUCCACCAGCCAAGUCACGAGGAACAUCAGAACUCAGACAAGAAAAUGCACAACAGGAAAGCCUGGGCAGAGAUAUAUCUGUUAAGCUUAUCUGAUGUCAUGGUGACCAGUGCAUGGUCAACUUUUGGGUAUGUUGCCCAGGGUCUCAGUGGUUUGAAGCCAUGGCUUCUGUUCAAGCCUGAGAACCGCACUGCCCCUGAUCCGCCUUGCCGCCAAGUUCUGUCCAUGGAACCAUGUUUUCAUGCUCCACCUUUCUAUGAUUGCAAAACUAAGAGAGGAACUGAUACGGGAAAACUUGUCCCACAUGUAACACAUUGUGAAGAUAUGAGCUGGGGGCUUAAGCUAGUCGAUCAGAAUUAGUGGUAGAUGUGGUGCGUAUUUCCUAUCCAAAUCAUAUAUGUACAGUGCAAGCCAAUAUAUGCUUAGUUGUGUGGUAUAGGUGCAACUCUGUUUCUAUAUUGCAGGAAAGUGUUUUCUGGCUUGGCUGAUAUAGAUGCAAUUACAUUAA
Molecule: messenger RNA, 2068 nt
Organism: Triticum aestivum (bread wheat)
Lineage: Eukaryota; Viridiplantae; Streptophyta; Magnoliopsida; Poales; Poaceae
Product: galactoside 2-alpha-L-fucosyltransferase-like
Exons: 2
Coding region: 247-1920 (557 amino acids)
Biological process (GO): cell wall biogenesis; xyloglucan biosynthetic process
Cellular component (GO): membrane; Golgi apparatus
Molecular function (GO): galactoside 2-alpha-L-fucosyltransferase activity
Source: RefSeq, a predicted model, not a curated record